CCGUGCCGAACGGGACUACAGAAGCGGAUAAUAACUCUCAACCAACAGUAUCACCAGUUCAGCUGUUCGCUGCUAUAAGCUAGAGCUGUUCAGGCAUUUGCCAAUCAGUUCAGUUCAGUUCUCGGUGUGGUUAGUGACGGCGUUCCAAAGUGAUACGUUUGAUAGUUUGCGAAAAGUGAAAAUCUGAUUGGUAUCAAAGUGUGGUCACAAGACGGCUAAGAAAAUUGCAAACAGUGAAACAAACGUGAACCGGAUCGUUCUUUGUUGUGUAUUUCGUGAAAUCCCUCCGUUUUUCGCAUGGUAGUCGUGAGUGGUCGUGAACAGUUAACACCAAUGCUGAAUAAUUAACUUCAUUGACGAAAAGUUUCGAGAAUUUCUCUAAAGAAUAAAAUCACAGGUCAGUUAGCCCUUGGUUCGGGCUCUGACCACUUCCAGGGAGAUCCACCCUGGUGACACGUAUUAAAAACGCUGGCUAACCCCCACCGAGACUGGCUGCCUCUUCGUUUUAAUUGAAAUUUUUGAGACUAUUACACACGCUCACGUGUCAACGGUUAAAGACUCCUGAAAUCUACGUUUCUACCUCACAAGCAAGCAUUCCACAACCCUAAAUUAGUUAAUCAACAUGAAAUUCCUCACCCAAAACGAAACCGAAAUGGUCCAUAUCGUCAACGGUCCGGUCAACGUGCCAGACAUCAUUGAUAAGCUCACCAACGAGCUUUCGACUGAGGAACCCUUCUACGUGAUGGAUAUAGGCGAUAUCGUCCGUAAGCAUCAGGCCUGGAUCGAGAAGAUGCCCCGCGUGGUACCGCACUAUGCCGUCAAGUGCAACGAUACCGAAGUGGUCUGCGCUACGCUGGCCGCUCUCGGUGCUAGCUUCGAUUGCGCAUCCAAGGGUGAGAUCGCCAAGAUUCUCGCACUCGGCGUCAGCCCGGAUCGCAUCAUCUUCGCCAACCCGAUGAAACCGAGCUCGCACCUCCGCUACGCCAAUGUCAACAACGUCAAGACAAUGACUUUCGAUAGCGAUAUCGAGCUGCACAAGAUUAGGAAAUUCUGCCCGGACGCCAAGCUGGUGCUUCGCAUCCGAUGCGAGGCGGAAAAGGCGCAAUGCCCAUUGGGAAAGAAGUUCGGAUGUGAUCCCGUGGUGGAAGCUCCACGCCUGAUCAAGACCGCUCAAAGUAUGAACUUGGACGUAGUCGGUAUCAGCUUCCACGUUGGAUCGGGUUGCUCCGACUUCCCAGUCUACUACAAGGCAAUCUCCUACGCAAGAGAACUGUUUGACUACGCUAAGCAACUGGGAUAUGAGUUCAAUCUAUUGGACAUCGGCGGUGGUUUCCCCGGAGACAAGGGCACCUCGAUUGACGAAGUGGCUAUGAUCGUCAACACAGCCUUGGAUAAUUUCUUUCCAGAUAAAUCGGUGCGCAUCAUCUCUGAGCCCGGCCGGUACUACGUGUCGUCAGCCUUCACUCUGAUCACCAAUGUCCAAUCAAAGCGUGCCUGCCUUAAUCCGGCAACAGGAGUAAUUGAUCGUAUGAUGUAUUAUUUGAACGAUGGCGUCUACGCCUCGUUUAACUGUAUCUUGUACGAUCAUCAGCUACCGAAGCCCAUUCUGAAGGGACAAUACAAUGGUAGGACUUAUAAAUCUACCAUCUGGGGACCAUCGUGUGACGCGCUGGAUCAAAUCAUUGAAACCAUCAACCUACCGGAAUUGCAGGUGGACGACUGGGUUCUCUUCGAGAACAUGGGAGCUUACACCAUUCCGGUUGCAAGCCCGUUCAACGGCUUCCCACUUCCGAAAGCGUUCUGCUACAUAAGCAAGGACACAUGGGAAAUGAUAGAUCAACUGACGACUCUUGCCGAUGAAAGCCUGUGCAACACCUCCACUUCCGACCUGGUUAUGAACUACGAAAAUGUAGUUUGUGCCUGAGUCGCUGGCCCUAUAUUGCUACGAACAAAAUUUUCUCAGAUUUUAGCUAUUAACGAAAAUUAUUCUCAUUCGUAUUCGCAUGUUCAAAAAAGCCCAGAAUUACACUCAAUCAUAUAUUUAGUUUGUAUUAAUUCUGAAAGUAAUUUUUUGUAUUCCAGCUAUUUCAAUAAACGAAGAGGCAGCCUGAAACUGCUUUUAAUAUUAGUGAAAA
This is a messenger RNA of Armigeres subalbatus, 2135 nucleotides long. RefSeq names its product ornithine decarboxylase-like. The coding region runs from base 623 to 1924 and encodes 433 amino acids. Gene Ontology annotation, cellular component: cytoplasm. NCBI's taxonomy places the organism in Eukaryota, Metazoa, Arthropoda, Insecta, Diptera, Culicidae. The record is from RefSeq and is a predicted model, not a curated record. Gene Ontology annotation, molecular function: ornithine decarboxylase activity. The transcript is spliced from 4 exons.